Molecule: messenger RNA, 4898 nt
Organism: Balaenoptera musculus (blue whale)
Lineage: Eukaryota; Metazoa; Chordata; Mammalia; Artiodactyla; Balaenopteridae
Gene: PLEKHG3
Product: pleckstrin homology and RhoGEF domain containing G3
Exons: 19
Coding region: 164-4258 (1364 amino acids)
Molecular function (GO): guanyl-nucleotide exchange factor activity
Source: RefSeq, a predicted model, not a curated record
CGGGAGCAGCCGGCAGCCUCGGCCCCUUCCCGGAGCGACAUUCAAACUCGCGCCCGCGUUGCGGCGGCACCUGGGUGGCUUCGCGCGCCGUGCGUUCUGGAUCCAGCCGGGCGGCCGCUGCUCGAACCUCCCCGGAGCGCCCCCACCAGGCAGCAAUGCCAGAAUGCCCGUCUCUGCCUCGCUCCACCAAGAUGGCAGCCAGGAGCGGCCGGUGAGCCUGACCUCCACCACCUCCUCGUCAGGCUCCUCCCGUGACAGCCGCGGGACCAUGGAGGAGCCCAGCGGCUCCGAGGCUUCGGCCGAGAACGGGGCGGGCUCCCCGCGCGGCCGGCAUCUCCCCAACAGCAACAACUCCAGCAGCUGGCGGAGCAUGAGGGGGCCCCUGUCCCCUUUCAGCAGCCGGGCGUCGGUGGCGCCUGCGCACAAGCUCAGCUACGUGGGUCGAGUAGUGCGGGAAAUCGUGGAAACGGAGCGCACGUACGUGCAGGACCUGCGCAGCAUCGUGGAGGACUACCUCUUGAGGAUCAUUGACACGCCUGGGCUGCUGAACCCGGAGCAAGUCAGUGCCCUCUUUGGGAACAUAGAAAGCAUCUACGCACUGAACAGCCAGCUACUCAGAGACCUGGACAGCUGCAAUAGUGACCCGGUGGCUGUGGCCAGCUGCUUUGUGGAAAGGAGCCAGGAGUUUGAUAUCUACACCCAGUAUUGCAACAACUACCCCAACUCAGUGGCCGCCCUGACCGAGUGCAUGCAGGACAAGCAGCAGGCCAAGUUCUUUCGGGACCGGCAGGAGCUGCUGCAGCACUCACUGCCCUUGGGCUCCUACCUCCUAAAGCCAGUCCAGCGCAUCCUCAAGUACCACCUGCUACUCCAGGAAAUCGCCAAACAUUUUGAUGAGGAAGAGGAUGGCUUUGAGGUGGUAGAGGACGCCAUUGACACAAUGACUUGCGUGGCCUGGUACAUCAAUGACAUGAAGAGGAGACAUGAACACGCAGUCCGGCUCCAGGAGAUUCAGUCUCUGCUCAUCAACUGGAAGGGGCCAGACCUGACCACCUAUGGGGAGCUCGUCCUGGAGGGCACAUUCCGCGUGCACCGUGUGCGCAGCGAGAAGACCUUUUUCCUCUUUGACAAAGCACUGCUCAUCACCAAGAAGCGGGGAGAUCACUUUGUCUACAAGGGUCACAUCCCGUGCUCCUCCCUGAUGCUGAUUGAGAGCACCAGAGAAUCCCCGUGCUUCACCGUCACACACUACAAGCACAGCAAGCAGCAGUACAACAUCCAGGCCAAAACUGUGGAGGAGAAACGGAGCUGGACUCACCACAUCAAGAGGCUCAUCCUGGAGAACCACCAUACCACCAUCCCCCAGAAGGCCAAAGAAGCCAUCUUGGAAAUGGAUUCCUAUUAUCCCAAUCGGUACCGCCACAGCCCAGAGCGCCUGAAGAAGGCCUCCCAGGAUGAGGUGUCCAGCGAUGUGCACCAGGGGCGCCGGCAGUCUGAGCCUGGUCAGCUCCUGUACAACUGGGCGACACUCCCCAGCAGGCAGCGAGGCUUCACGGUGCCAGGCCUUAAGGGCCAUAGAAAGUCGGAGCCAUCCAGACAUCUGCUCAGGCAACUCAGCGAGAAAGCCAGAGCAGCAGGGAUGAAGCAUGCGGGCAGUGUCGGCACGCUCCUGGACUUUGGACAGCCCCCCUGUGCUCGGGGCCUGCGGUCGGAGGCUGAAGGGGCUGCCCGGGAGGAGCAGGAGGAGGAGGAGGAGGAGGUGGUGGAGGAGGAGGAGGAGGAGGAGGAAGAGCAGGCCUUUCAGGUCGCUCUGGAGGACCUGGCAGGGCAUGAAGGCAGCGAGAAGGGGGCCAGGCCAGAGCCCCCAGGCGAGGAGGAGGAGGAGGAGGAGGAGGAGGAGGAGAGCCUGGCAGUGGCGGAGCAGGUAGCCGACUUUGCCAGCUCCCUGCUGGCCGCCCUCCACUGCUGGCACUAUCGGGCCAACGCUUUACUUUUCUCCCGGGGCGCUAUGGGGAAGGGGCGCAGGGAGCCCGAAGACCCCAAGAGCUGCAGAAGGCCCAGCAGCCAAUCUCCAACCACCGCUGAGAAGUGCCUGAGCUUUGAGUCUGUGUCUUCCCUGCCGGAGGUUGAGCCAGACCCUGAGUCUGGGACAGAGCAGGAGGUGUCGGCUGCCAUGGAAGGUCCCAGGACCGAGGAGAUGCCCUCAGACACAGAGGCUCCAGAAGUCCUAGAAAUGCAGCUUGACACCCACCAGCUGCUGCUGGGACUGGACCCCCCGGGUGACAUGGUGGACUUCAUGGUGGCCGAGAGUACCGAGGACCCUAAGGUCCUGAGCAGUGAGGACGAGGAGGAAGAGAUGGGGGCCGCCCACGAGCCCGAGAGCCUCCUGCCUCCCUCUGUGCUGGACCAGGCCAGCGUCAUUGCCGAGCGGUUCGUCAGCAGCUUCUCUCGGCGGAGCAGCCUGGCACUGGAGGACGGCAAGUCCAGCGGCUUCGGGACCCCGAGGCUGACCAGCCGGAGCAGCAGUGUGAUCAGCCUAGAGGACAGUGAGAAGGGCCUGGGCCCCCGUGGGAGCACCACAGACUCCCUGGGCUCUCAGCUCCCUCCAGAAGCGGACAUCAGUAUGGGGGUGGCCGCAGAGAGUGACCCUUCUGUCAACGGGACGGAGCCCCAGAGCCCAGGCUGCCCAGCGGAGCCAGACAGGCCUUCCUGCACGAAGGAAUCGAAGCUUUCUUCCCGAGACCGGCUGUUGUUGGACAAAAUCAAGAGCUACUAUGAAAGUGCAGAGCACCACGAUGCAGGCUUUAGCGUCCGGCGCCGGGAGAGCCUCUCCUUCAUCCCCAAAGGACUGGUGAGAAACUCAGUCUCCAGAAUCAACAGCCUUCCCAGGCCAGACCCGGAGCCACUGGCUCCGCUGGGGCAUAAGAGACAGGUGGGCUCGCGGGCAGCCUCAUGGGCCCUCUUUGACUACCCAGGACCAGGCCAGGCUCGUGCUGGGGACCCAGCUCCCAUCACAGAUGCUGAGUUCCGCCCGUCUUCGGAAAUUGUGAAGAUCUGGGAGGAAAUGGCGUCUCCUGAGGGGAGCCCUCGGAAAGGAGCAGGCCAAGGCCAGGCCAAUAGCUUUGACCUGCACGAGCCCCUCUUCAUCCUGGAGGAGCGUGAGCUGGGGGCCAUCACUGAGGAGUCGGCCGCUGCCUCGCCGGAGAGUGCCUCCCCCACUGAGCCACCCAGCCCGGCCCACCUGGCCCAGGAGCUGAAGGAGCUGGUGAAGGAGCUGAGCAGCGGCGCCCAGGGGGAGCUGGUGAGCCCGCUACACCCCCGCAUCCUGCAGCUCUCCCACGUGAUGGACAGCCACGUGAGCGAGCGAGUCAAGAGCAAGGUCUACCAGCUGGCUCGCCAGUACAGCCUCCGGAUCAAGGGCAAGUCGGUGACAGCCAGGCCACCGCAGCCGUGGGAAAAGGUGGCUGCCACCACCCCCCACCUGCAGCAGGAGGCUGGAGCACCAUCUGGUGGCAGAGGUAAGAGGAAACCAGUGCUGUCUCUCUUCAACCACGAGCAGCCCACAGCCCAGGAACACAGCCCGCCCAAGCCCGGCUCUGCCAGGGAGAUAUCGCCACGGCGUUUCUCCUUCAGCCCCUCGGCCACCAGCCCGAGGACCCCCUCGCCUGGGGCCUGGCACAUCCCCCGAAGCCCCCGAAGCCCCUUGGACACCGAGACUUUCAACUGGCCCGAUGUCCGAGAGCUCUGCUCCAAAUAUGCCUCCCAGGACGAAGCGCUCCAGGCCAAGGGCAGCCGGCCGCGCAACCUGCCCGUCAACCGGAGCCACUCGCUGCCGGAGAACAUGAUGCAGCCGCAGCCGCCCCUGUCGGGGAAGGUGGGCCGCUGCUGCAGCCUGAACGCCAGGAGGGCCCCGGCAGGCCCAGGGGUCGCCCAGCCUCAGCCUCUGGCGGGUUCACCCCCAAGCGCGCCGGACGGAGGGGAGGCCCUGUACGUCACCGCAGACCUCACACUGGAGGACAACCGGCGGAUGGUUGUCAUGGAGAGGGGACCUCUGUCCGGCCCCAACGCGGGACUGGAGGCAACCAGCGGGCGGGGACCGAGCUCACCAGCAGCCCAGGCGGGGCAGGGCCCGGAGUUCCAGGAGUGUGCAGAGUAUCGGCCUAAAGAAGAGGGUCCCAGGGACCCGGCAGACCCAAGCCAGCAGGGCAGAGUGAGGAGCCUGCGGGAGAAAUUCCAGGCCUUGAACUCCACAGGUUGACACUGAGUCCUGGGGGAGGGAGCCGCUGUGCCGAGGGACGGGGAGGAACGGUGGCAUCCUCGCUCACAGCCUGGGCUCACCCUGCUCACCCGAGCCCCGUCCGGGGCCCUCAGAAAGGCCGCCCCUGGGAGAGCGCCCUGGGGCACCGGGCAAGGGCCUUCACCUGCCGUGGGCGCGCCAGUGACUUGCGAGCCCCUUUGCCCUCCGAGGCCGGUGUGGCCGCUUCCCUUGUAUAUAUAGUUCUUCUCUAGUAAGAGGCCAAAUAGUUAAGCUCAUCUCUUCCCAGGGAGAGCGAGCCCUGCUCAGGCCUCCAGUGUCGCCUGGCCGCGCUGCCAGACUGAGGGCCCACCCAGGGGACACACAGGAGGGUGGCCUGGGGAGGCUUUGCUCUUUAACUGUGCCUUUUCUUAGGAUCCGGGCAGGAACGAGGCCCAUAAUUUAUUGCUUUCUACCCUGUGGUAUGUUGGUGUGCUCGCGCGCGUGUGUGUGAGUGUGCUGUUGUUGAUUUCCCUCCUGGGAGGAACGUCGUGGACUCCGUUCAGGUACUUUUGUGGGUUGUCUUGCUGGCCCCGUGGUUGUCACUAAUGUACACACGUUUCGUUAUUUGCCAAUGGUGUAAUAACCACUGCUGACCAACCAA